This is a messenger RNA of Exophiala spinifera, 1524 nucleotides long. RefSeq lists its product as uncharacterized. Gene Ontology annotation, biological process: late endosome to vacuole transport via multivesicular body sorting pathway; vesicle budding from membrane. The transcript has a single exon. The coding region runs from base 1 to 1524 and encodes 507 amino acids. The record is from RefSeq and is a predicted model, not a curated record. Gene Ontology annotation, cellular component: ESCRT III complex; multivesicular body; cytoplasmic side of plasma membrane. Lineage: Eukaryota; Fungi; Ascomycota; Eurotiomycetes; Chaetothyriales; Herpotrichiellaceae.
AUGCCCAGCCUUCUCGACUGGCUCGUGUCUGAUGAACCCUCCUUUCGCGUCUCCCGGCUUCCCUCGUUGUACUCUGACCUCAGCGUGCAAAAGAUCACCAACCCAGAAGGCUAUGCGGCCAACACCACCGCAUGGACAAGCGCCCUCACCCGUGCGGCCCUAGCAGGGCAACUCCCCGUCGCAGAGCAACGCCUGAUCCUACAGACGUCCGAUGACCUACUCAAUGCGCUUGCGAGUCCCCAGUACGGCCGGCCGUCCGGGCUGGGCCACGUUCUCGACGAGGCCGUCCGGUCAGGGAAGAUGAUCGACGUGCAGGAUUUCCUGACGUCCGACAAGAGCAUAUACACCAAGACGUGGAUUCCGUCCCCGCUGGCGAUCCUGCGUUGGGGUCUCCAGCGCGCCGGGCUCGUGGGGACCGGCAGCUACGACGUCAACGGGCACCUGCGGCGUGGCAACCUCGUGCUCGUGAGCGCCCUGGAGGAGGUGUACAACAACCACAUUACAAAGUUACGCGGGCAGACCGGCACGAGUCUCACGGACCGCAUCAUCAGCCGGGAGUCAUUCACCAAACAGCUCGACGGCCUCCUGCUGGCGGGAGGGAGACUAUCACCGCAAGACGUGUCAGUGUUACUGCGCUACCUUUCCCGCGACAAACAGGUCCUCGCGUACGACGAAACGACGAUAAAGUUCAGAGCGCCCCGUGCGACCGCAACAGCCACGCCAGAAUCAGAAUCAGACGCCGCAAUCACACGGGAAGAUCGAAGCAUUGCGUCUCUCAAGACACUCAUCUCGAACCUCGCCACGCAGAUAUUCAUCCUCACUUCGCGCAUCGCCACACUACAAGCCACGGCUCAGAAUGCAGUCAAGUCGGGGAACCGGACGAUCGCCUUGUCCGCGCUGCGGUCGAAGAAGCUGGCCGAGAAGUCACUAGAGUCCCGCGCAAACACCCUGCACCAGCUCGAGGAGGUCUACACCAAGAUCGAAGCCGCGGCGGACCAAGUCGAGAUCGUGGCGGCCAUGGAAGCCAGCGCGGGUGUGCUCAAGACGCUCAACAAGAAAGUCGGCGGGGUCGACAGGGUCGAGGACGUGCUGGACUCGUUGCGCGAGGAAAUGGCGAGGGUCGACGAAGUAGGCGUCGUCAUCGCCGAGCCACUCGACGGCAAAGCCGUGCUGGACGACGCCGAGGUCGACGACGAAUUCGAGGCCCUGGAGCGCGAGGAACGACUCGAGCGCGAAAAGGCCGAGAAGGCCAAGCAAGAAGAGCGACAGGCUCGAGAGGCCGAGAUGACCACGAGGAAGAGACUGGAAGAGUUGGACCGAGUGCAGCAAGAAGCUGCGCAGAAGACGAGAGAAAAGCGCGAGGGCGAGACACGGCAGACAGAAAAUCAAACCCAAACCGGAGGCGACGCGGUCGAGGGGGAACUCUCGAGAAGUAUCGAGAAGAUGCAACGCAUGGAUCUUGGGGGCCAACAACCGCAACAAGAGGGCAGGAAGAUGCAAGCGGAGCAGGUCUCAAUGUCGUGA